UUGGGUUUCGCUCACUUUAGCUUUUGCUUCUUCUUCAUCGUCUUCGUCUUCGUCGUGUGGCGUUGUAAUCCGAAGACCAUCUCCCCGUCUUUGAGUCAAUCCCAUUCACCCUCGACUUCACGAGCUCCCAUUUUCCCUCCUCAUCUAAUCAAACCCACGGUUUUACAGUUGCGUAGGACUCACCGCGCGACGCAAGAGCAGCGGCAAUUCCGUUGCGGGAAUCUGUUGCUCUUGCUCGUCAUUGGCAUUGUGCGGUGGACGUGAGAUUUUCUGAGUUUACGUCACGAUAGAGGAGGUUCGAAACAGCGUUUGUUUGCAGGGGUGAACUUUGGUUUAUUUAUUUUUUUAAUUUCAAGUUUUUGGGUUGGUUUUUCGAAGUGGGAUUGAGAUUUUUGGAGGAGUGGGUUGGGAAUUUAUUGAGUUAGUUGUAAUUGAUAGCCGACGCUUGCUAUCUGCGUGGUGGGAAUUAUCAUGCGUAAGCGAGUGGACUAUUGCGACGAGCUUCUGCUCCAUUGAUAAUUUUUUGAAGACCCUGGUUUGCGUUGCUGCCUACCUGCAAGGUUCGUGGUCAUGGCUGUCUUACAUAUGAGUCUGCAAGGGAGGCUGGAUGGAUGUCAGCCAGUAGAGAUAAGUAAAUCCCUAAACAGGAGUUCUCUGAAGCAUUCCUCUGUAUUGCUUCAUAUGAUUGCCCCACCAAGGCAGUCUUUGCAGGUCAUUACGCAUGCGGUGGCUGGCAUUGUUCCAGAAACGAAGAAGCAGCAGGGUUUGGGAGAGACAUCGUCUAGGGUAGCUAGGAAACAAUUGAAAUGGGAGAAAAUGAUGAGGGAGAUCGAAGUUUCAGGCUCAGCAGUUGGAGUUUUAAGUAGUCGAAAAGAAGAUGGAAAGGUCUCAAAGGGUGAUGUUCUAGGAACGCUUAUUAGAUUACGACAGCUCAACAAGUGGACUAUGGUUCUAGAGGUUUUGCUUUGGCUGAAGCAGCAGGAUUGGUGGAAUUUUGGUAUUCAUGAUUUUAAUCUGAUGAUUGCCGCUUAUGGAAAGUUGGGCCAACCGGGAAUUGCUGAAUUAAGUUUCACGGAGAUGCGUGAGGUAGGAUUGGAACCAAAUGUAGCAUGCUUUACGUCGCUUCUUGAAGCCCAUGCACGGACUGGUAAUUUUGUCCGGGCUGAAUCAAUCUAUCAAGAAAUGCUGAAAACGGGCCCUGCACCUACAGAGGUCACUUAUCAAGUUUACAUUAAUGCGCUGUGCAAGGCGGAGCGCUUCAACGAUGCGGAGAGGAUAUUCAAAUGUUUGGAUGAGAGUGCUGAGGCAAAACCAGACGCUCGCUUGUAUAAUCUUAUGUUGCACACUUAUGGAAAGGCCGGGAAAUUUUCAGAGCAACAGGCUCUUUUUCGACAGAUGAAGGGUGCAGGUGUUCCUAUGACAGUAGUUACAUUCAACAGUUUGAUGGCUUUCCAAAAGACUGUUGCAGAUGCUGAGGCUUGUUUGCGACAUAUGCAAGCUGCCAAAAUCAAACCAGAUGUCAUAACGUAUACUGGAUUGAUCAAUGCCUAUUCCAAGGCACGGCGAGUUGAAGAAGCGCAUGUUGUAUUUCGUGAAAUGGUUGCAUCUGGUUUAAGACCCUCAAGAAUAGCAUACAAUACUCUCUUAGAUGCAUACGCAAAAUGCAAAGAAGUUGAAGGAGCAGAGAGCCUUUUUAAGAGUAUGGGACAAGAUAGGUGCCGCCCCGAUAUACGUUCGUAUACAACAUUGUUGGCUGCUUAUGCCAACACUGGAAACAUGAAAAAAGCAGAGCGAUUGCUGAAAAGGAUGAAACAGGCUGGUUUAGAACCCAAUGUAGUAACGUAUGGAACGCUUAUGCAAGGCUACACAAGUGUGCAUGAUAUCAAUGCAAUGCUCCAAACCUUCGAGGAUCUACAGAAGGCAGGCAUUAAGCCGAAUUCAACAAUCUUCACCUUGUUGGUACGGACAUUCGGCCAGCAGGAAGACUUCGAGAGUGCACUGUCCUGGUUUAAGAAAAUGCUGGAUUCUGGCUGCCCAGCUGAUCAAAGGUCAAGAGCUGCCCUUAUGGAUGCUUGUCAAACUAGUGAACAGAAACAGGAAGUACUAGAAUACUUCGGCAGUUUGCCUUAAGUUGAAUUUGGCUAUCUUGCAAAUUAUUAUACACAUCACUUUAGCUGUUAGAGUCUCAGUUUUUAGAGGACUCAGCUAUAUAUUAUUCACCGCAGAUACCCACCUGGUGAUAGCUUAUGAGAUUGACUUACCAAAUGAUUCGAAACAUUUCUAAUCUGCAAGGUGAACCACGGCUUUAGUAGGUCAGAUUAACGAGCUUUAGUGUCAACUGAAUAUAUAUUAUUGGAUUUUGAUGGUGCAAAUAUGGUAUUGUCAAGACCUAAUUGGUUUUGAGAUAUUUCAGGAAAUAAAAGCUGUGCUUGAUGUCAUUAUGCAAA
This is a messenger RNA of Physcomitrium patens, 2447 nucleotides long. RefSeq lists its product as uncharacterized. The record is from RefSeq and is a predicted model, not a curated record. Lineage: Eukaryota; Viridiplantae; Streptophyta; Bryopsida; Funariales; Funariaceae. Gene Ontology annotation, molecular function: protein binding.